UCCAGCGCAGUUGUUGUGGUAGUUAAUAAUGGCGGCAGUGGGAGGCGGAUUGUCAGCCUCUGCUGUUCUCGCUGGCGUUAACACUUCAACCACAGUUCGUUGUCGCUUUCCAGCUCGACCAUGCACAUCCCGCAGCCAAGCACGAUCAGAAAGGCGUUUGCGAGUUGGUCGACUGUGGACUGGAGAUGGAAAGACUGCCUCAAAGGGCCCGAGGCCCGUCAACAUUGGACUUACGUUGCAAGAAGACCCGUCACUACUGCGCUUACUUCGGAUUGCAGAAAAACACAAGCGCAAGAGAGAGGCGGGUUUCGACUCUAGCGGGAGUGAGGAGGAGGACAAUUUCGUUGGUUUUGGAGUCGAUGGCGGCAGAUCUCUCCGCUCCUCUCGCAGUGCAUCACAAAGCACUCCUCUGAAGUCAGUGUUGUCACCGGCGGAAAAGCCUCCUCCUGCGCCGGACCUGAUAGAAGCUGAGGAUGCAGCUCCUCCGCCAGCCCCCGCCGUCUCUGAGAUCAAGCCCCUCUACGGGAAGGUCGUUAAGAGGGGCGAGAGAAUCCGAAAAGAUCAACCCUCUACCGCGGCACCCGGGGCACAGGCGAGGAACGCGUCCAAGUCGAAACUGGUCGUUAAAUUUGCCGUCAAAAAGACCACAAAGGAAGUCUUGCCACCAAAAACAGUGAAGGCUGUACAAGCCUCGAAAGGCAAGGGCUCAGGUGCUGAUGGUAGACAACCAGCCAAAGCCUUAGCUAAGAACCAGAGGGUCAGGAAAUCACCAGAUGUUGAUUUAACUAAUGAUGAAGUGCAAGAUCUGAAUGCUGACACAAGCAGUAAAGGUAGAAAGCAGCUUACCGUGCAUAAGCCGACAAGCAGUACCACCAGUGACAGCAUUCCAAUUAUUAGAGUGCUGAAGAACCCCAAAGUUGAGCUGGCGGGAUCUGUUAGGCCUGUACCUGCUCAAAGUGAAGGUCCCUCACGGAAGAAGCAAAGCAAAGUUGUGUGGACUCUGACUUUGGUGAAAGGCCAGGGUAAGACGUCCGCUGUGAGGAAGGGGCCCGCCGAGGUCAGUAAAACCACGGGGCCAAUGCUGGGAAAGUUUGUGAAGAGAAGAAGGCCUGCCGCCCAGGAGGAAAGCUCCGAUUCCUUAGGUAGUCCGACCCGUGGGAGCAGCGUCCGGUCCACUAGUCCGAGCCCUGGCGGUCAGAGGCGGAACCCUAGCCAUUUGCUUUGGAUACCGCAGAAACGGAGGACGAAAGACAUGGGCAGCGGCGGCUCUGCGGUGGAGGCGGCGACCGUGGCCGUGUCGCCCAAGCCUGUCGGCAAGCAGAGGAGAGUUUCCAAGGGAACGGAGGGGUCGCCAGAGGAGGGUGCGGAGGCCGGGUGGGAGAGCGGACACGAACCUUCCGAUCAGCCCGCCACAUCAUCAGGAAACCAAGUGCGCAGGAGAGCUCCCUUCAAGCUCAAAAGACGCAGAAAGUCCCCGUUUAAAAUGCGAAGGAAGCCCGGUGUGCAAAAAACGGAUCAGUCUAGCCCAGAUAGGCCAGUGAAGCGUCGCAAGCGUAUCCGGCAGAAGUCUGCGGGUUACGUUUACGAGCCCAUAGUAACCUUGGAUUCCGAGAACCAGGGGGAACAACAGGAAGACGCGUCCUGUGCCCCGGCAAACACCAAUCUUGUGUCCGCGGAGGGUAUGCCGUCGGGCACGCCGUCGGACAGGCCAUCGGGCACGCCGUCAGUCACGCCUGUGGUCAGCGGUCGGUCCUCCCGAGUCAUCAAGACGCCCAAGAGGUUUCUUGACGACGAGCGAAUGUCCCACCUGGUCGCCAGGGGUCCCCUGAAAAAGAACGGGAUUGGCACCACGCUAGACCCAGAGAUGCCAAAACCGGCCGGGCACAGGAGGCGAUCUCACCACCAUGCGGACUCUAAAGGCGAAGGGCUCGCCGCAGGCAGAUUUCAGGAAGACCAUUCUACCUCAGACGCUCCACAGAGCACCAAAGGCGAUCAGGCGCUCGGCCCCGGAGUGGGCAAGUUGAAGUUUUACGAGAGGCUGAAGAAGCUGACCACUACGCUGGCCCGGAAGAGAGUGCGUAGGGCCAGCGACACCUCCGGCGACCAACAGGGCGAAACCGAAGGCGACAUGCAAGACACCGGAGAGUUCCAAGGCCCAGUGAGGAAGAGGAGGAGGAGAAGGAGGUCCAAGUUGACGAUGGAGGACAUCCAGGCCCCUGGGGUGGUGAGGAAGUUGGCGGUUCACCUGAAUGCCGCAGAUGCUACUCUACCUGGUGAAGGGCAUUUGGAUGCUACAACAGGGGACAAUGUGGAGGGACCGACCCAAAUGGAGAGUGUGGGCCUGACCCAGAGGGAUCUGGGAGAGCGCGUGCUGGUUGAACAGGAGGGGACGACCCAUCGCAUCUCCGUGUCCAGCUCCAACAAGAGAAUGUUCCACCUGCUCAAAAGGGCAAAGGUUCAGCUAAUCAAAAUUGACCAGCAAAAACAGCUUAAAUCCUCUCAGCUGCUGUCUGGCUCUGUCAAGCUGGGAGAGUCCAGCGAGACUGGAGUGAAGAGGAGGAGGCGACGAAGGAUGGUGAGGGCCCCGAACAGGGACCCUACUGCGAGGCAGCAGCAGCUGCUCGCCGGGCCCCGCAUCAAGCACGUGUGCCGGGCGGCGGCAGUGGCCCUCGGCCAGCCUCGUGCCAUGGUGCCCGACGACAUCCCUCGGCUCAGCGCCCUUCCACUGCACGAGCGCGAGGGCAUCGCCCCCUCGCCCACCGCCCCCUCGCCCACCGCAGAAGCAGGUGCAGGUGAGGUAUCGGACCCCGAGAGCGCGUCAGACUCGGAGUGGCAGUCGUCGUCACGGCGCCCGGAGUACCGUGCCGGCGGGGUCCGCUCUCGACGCUGCCUGCGCUGCCCCGGCUGCGUGAAGCCCGACGACUGCGGACGCUGCGUCCACUGUCUGGACAAGCCCAAGUUCGGUGGGCCCAACACCAAGAGGCAGUGUUGCAUCCACAGAAUAUGUUCCCGCAUUGCACUGAAGAAAGCCAGGCGUAUGGGGAUCCGGAACCCCAAAGUCCAGGUGCGCCGUGGCGGGCGGUCCUCGGCCAGCGGAAACGCGUCCAGCGAGGACGAGGACGGGGCGACUCCGCGGACGGCGCCCUCUGACCUCCAGAGCCCCUCCCCCUCCAGGAAGCAGCCUCGCAGACACGUCACACCCCUCUGCUACAGUGACCUGCUCCGGUCCGAGUCCGAAUCGGACGAGUCCACCAGCCGCCAGCCCGCCCCCAGGAGGAGCGCCCUAAGCAACGGGGCCACGGCCAGUCUUGCGGACGAGGUUGGCGGUAGCUUACCCAAGCCCAGGCGCCUGCGAUUUGGCAGAGCCGGCCGUCGCCGCUUUGACAAGAGCACGGCGCAGCACGCCACCACCAACACCAACACCAACACCAACGCAACCCCCAGCUCGCUGGCAGCGCUCGCCAACCGCUUCGGCGCACGAGAGAUGGCGUCCCGCCAGGCCAAGGCCGCGCACAGGGUCCGCAUCGACUUCAAGGAGGACUGCAGUGUCCAGAACGUGUGGCUCAUGGGCGGUCUCAGCGUCCUCACCUCCAUCCCCAUCUCUCCAGACAGCGUCUGCCUGCUCUGUGCCAGCAAAGGAAAACACGAGAUGGUUUAUUGCCAGGUGUGCUGCGAGCCUUUCCACAGCUUCUGCCUGAAGGAAGAAGAGCGCCCCCAGGAGGGGAACAAGGAGAACUGGUGCUGCAGGCGCUGCAAAUACUGCCACGUCUGUGGCCGCAAGAGCAAACACGCCAGGCCAGUGUUGCAGUGUCGGAGAUGUCUGUAUUGCUACCACCCCACCUGUCUUGGACCCACCUACCCCAAGCCCCUGAAGUGCAACCUCCCCUGGGUUUGCAUGAAGUGCAUUCGCUGCAGGAGCUGCGGCAUGACCCCAGGGAAGACGUGGGACAUGGCCUGGAACCACGAGCAGGACCUGUGUCCUGACUGCAGUGUCCUCCAUAAACUCGGUAACGUCUGUCCAGUGUGCCAGUGCUGCUACGAGGAGGCCGGCUGCCGGAAGCGCAUGAUGAAAUGUGCCCGCUGUACCCGCUGGGUGCACAGCAAGUGUGAGAAGAUCUCGGAUGAGGAGUGUGAGCGGAUGAAGAGGCGUCCGGUGGGCGGGUUUAUCUGCACGCCGUGUGGUCUGGGCAGCUGGAGGGCGGAGCUUCAGGAGGAACUGCGUUCCGGCCUGCAGACGGUUCUGUCCGCUCUGCUCGACUCCCCGCACACACAGGAUGUCCUCACCUGUGAACAGUGUGAGGCCUCCCCAGAGGAUGUUUGUGUGAAGAGUUCCACAGCUGUGUGUGAUCUGCGUGCCGUCAGCAGGAAGUUGGAGCAGGGCGACUACACUACCGUGAGAGCUUUCAGUGAGGAUGUUGCCACGGUGAUGAGGAGGAAGCUGAAGGGUGAGGAUGAGCGUCCUCCCAAUGAGCUGAAGUCCCUGUACAUGCAGUUGAUGAAGGAGGCCUUCAGCUGGCUUAAUGGAGGACACAUGAAGACAUGGGAGCCACUUUCUCAGGAAUUCCCCAGUGGUAUGCUCCCAGAUGCAGUGCUUCCUCCCUCUGACGAGCAUAGCUAUGCCCAGUGGCUUGAGAGAGAGAACUUCCCUGCCCAAGGUACAGGAACAAAAGGGAUCCUGAGUCCUGGCCAAAUCAAGAGGCUGUUUCAAGAUGACCGACAGUGCUCCCUUUGCCAGCUGCAUGGAGAUGCCAUGCCCAAUGAGGCUGGCAGGUUGCUGUAUCUGGGUCAGAAUGACUGGGCUCACGUGAACUGCUGCAUCUGGUCUGCUGAGGUGCAAGAGGACAAGGGGGCCCUGCUGAGUGUCCACAGCGCUGUGGCCAGGGGACGCUUGAUGCGCUGUGACCGGUGUGGCCUAUCGGGGGCGACAGUGGGCUGCUGCCUCAGCUCCUGCCAGAGUAACUUCCACUUUAUGUGCGCCCGGAUCCGCAACUGCGUCUUUCAGGAGGACCGAAAAGUCUUCUGCCACAAGCACUGUGACCUCAUCAAUGGCAAGGAGGUGACUGGUAGUGGUUUUGAAGUUUUGCGGCGCAUAUAUGUGGAUUUUGAGGGAUUCAGUCUCCGCCGGAAGUUCCUCACAGGCCUGGAGCCAGAAAUCAUCAACAUGAUGAUCGGCUCUCUGCAAAUCCAUAAUUUGGGGUUGUUGACAGAACUGUCAGCAAAUUCAGGAAAGCUGUUCCCUGUGGGUUACCAGUGCUCCCGCUGGUACUGGAGCACAGUGAACCCUUACGUCCGCUGCAAGUACACCUGCCACGUGAGGGAGGCCCAGCCCAGCUCGCCAAAGCAAAUGUUCGGAGAAGGCCGCAGCCAGGGCAGCAACCAGACCAUCGCCCACAGCCCAACACCAGUCCAGGCCAUGGAGAUCAAAGCUGAGGCUACAUCACAGCCUGUGGAGAUUCCCUUUGGCACCCCCUCACCAAAAGCCAAACCGGAUGCUGGAUCCAAAACAUCAGGUUACUCCCAUCCUAGAAGGCCAGUAGGAGGACUGUGUAGACCGCUACCUUCCCCAGGUAACGCCAGUUCCAAGUCCCAUCACAUCCUGACCAUCAGUGAUCUCGACGAAACCCGACGACCUCGCCGUCUCAGCACGACCGUGCGGGGACGCAACGCCUCCCCGCCUCGAGCCGAAAACGGCUCUCUUCUCCCCAGGUCGCUUCCCUUCAGCUCCCCAAACCGAUCCUCCCCCUCCUCCCCGACAUCUCCACUCGCCACCUCCGGACACUCGCCUCUUCACUGCGCUGUCGGCAGCCUCCCGGCGACACUCCGCCACUCGCCAAGGGUUCCGCAGCCGUUCCGUGUCAGCCAGCCCGAGUCAGCGGAGGUUCCGCAAGACUUCCUGGCUUCAUCCGAGCCCGAGGAUGCUGCUGAGAUGCCCCUGUACGGCCUGGACACGGAGGAGCAUACUGACGAGCCGGCCAUCCUCCUAGUCGCAGACAAGUUGUCUGCCGAGCCAAACGACGGCGACGAGAAUACGGUGAUUCUGGUCACAGAUCAGGGGGUGCCGUACGGACACUUCGAUGUGGAUGCAGACGAGGCGGUGGCCUCGGUGUUGAACGCCAAGCUGGAGUUCAACGAGGCGCUACUGCACGAGGACAUGGUGCUUCAGUACCGAGCUCACACAGGGGAGGAUGAGGAAGAGGAGAUGAGAGUAGGAGGAGGCGGAAGAUAUGCGGUGGAGGUCGCCCAGACUGAAGAGUACUCUGUAGAUGCGUGUACGUCAACCGGCUCCAAAGAACCCUCCCCUCCCAACUCUGCGGUGGAAGUGCUGGGGAACGACUCCUCGGACGACGACGGAGGGGACAACAUGGACCACUAUUUGAAUUUCUCGAGGACCGUGGUUUUGCACGAUGCGUCCAAGGACGCGGCACAAGCAGGGCUAUCCUGCCUUCCUACCUCAGGGACCAUCUCGCAGCUGGACGGCGCUGACAACGAAUCGGAGAGCGACGCAGGGGAAGUAACGGGAGAAGACGAUUCUCAGGAAAUGAGGAUACACCAGGAAUCAGAGCCAUCGUCAGGAACAAGUUCCAGUGAAGGAACAAGUUCCAGUGAAGGACAUGUUAGUACGGUAGAAGGUCGUUCUAAAAUGUCUGCGGCAGCAUCCGUUGCAUCGUCAAAACCUGUAAUUCUUGUAGGACCUCAAAAUAGUGUCUUGCUGGACCCCAAAACUGGAAAGUUUGUAACUGCAGAUGGUGGCUCGACAAUAGAUUUGACAAAAGAUUCCCAAGAUUCCCAAGAUUCCCAAGAUGGCGACUCUUCGACAGACUCCGUAAGUAUGGACGAAGUGAUGCCACAGACAGAUGGACGUCAACUGCCCAAAAUCAAAAUCCGACCUUUUAGCAACCCAAGGGUGCGGCUCAUCGAAACCUCAUCUGCACCAACCCACAUAACUGUGAACCCACCGGUUGCUUCCACUCGACAACCUCGGAAGAGAGGAGGUAAGGUUGCUGCACCUGUGGUUAGGCCUCGUAAGAUCAUCCCAUCUACCUCCUUGCCACCGUUCCGUGCUGUACCCCUGAAAGAUCCCAUAACUGCGGCUCCUAUUGUGAUCAAUGGUUUCGGGUCACCAGCACAACCGAACGAAGCCCCGAAGGGAAAACCGAUUGCCAUUCGCCUAACGAGCCCAAAGCCGAUACAACCACAGGGAGGUGCGGCGACUGGCACAUCCAAGGCCCCUCAGAUUCUUCUGGUCAAUCGCUUCGGUCAGAUCCUGGUGAAAGAUCCUCAGAGCAACACCUUCCAGAGCCCAAAUGCAGCAUCGCCCUCGCUGAGCAACAUCAGCCAGAUCGCCAAGAUCAUCCACAGUCGGAACGUCCUGCCACGUCCAGUUCCAAAGAUCCUGGUUGCCCCUGUUUCUUCGCAGUGUACUGUGGUGCCUCCCAGUGUGGGAGUCACCACACACAUCAUCUCUUACACCAGCAGUUCUGGCUCAACAACCCCCACCAACGUCUGGGUACGGAAGUUGAACAUGCCCGAUGGAGCGGUACCAGCCCAGCAGGUCACUCAAAGCCAGAGUGGGAAACCCCCCAACGUCCUAAUUAAGAAUGUCACCGUUCCCCUCAAAGCUCGGAGCCAGGGAGAAAUGGCUCAGGCUAUAAUCGACAAAGCCAUGGCCAGCCACCGCGAAGUACAACAAUCUCCCAACCUGAGCCCGUCUCAGUUCACGGUGCACCCGUUCCUGAACAAACUGGAGUCUCCACAGCCGAUAGCAACUCCCCCGUCGGAACCGAAGAGAACCAGGCCAGCUAUUCUGGCGCGGUCGGCGCCCCAGGUACGGGUUAAGAGGGUGUCCUCUAUGUCUGAACGUGUCGGACUGAAGAAAUGUCGGGCGGACUUCUUACCACAGGCGCCCCCUACAGACAAGGAGGAUGCUAAUGGCAGCACAGCAGCCUCCAGAGCUAGCGGUGUUCGUAUGAAAAAUCCAUCAUCAAAGGAUGUGCUUGCCCUUGAUCAGCUAAAACCAGACUGUCCUGAACAGCCAAAACCUGACGUCCCCAAGCCAGUUGCUUGCAAAAGGUCUGUAACAUCUGCCCCGAUACCUCCCAGGGAGACGACUAAAGAUGUACCAACUGUCCCCAAAGAAGCUAACAGUGGAGUUCCGGCGAAAACCCACGUGUGGGUUAGUGCUCGAGAUGGUGAGCUUUCUGACUGGGGUCCCUACUCAGGGUUGAGUUCCGAUGAGGAGUCCUCGCCCCCUAAGCGAACACCCACCGAGUCGCAGAUGAAGGACCAGCCUCGUCUGAGCUUCGUCAUCACCAGCGACGACGGCUUCAGGGUGGAGGCCGACAGCAUAGAGGUGGCGUGGCGUGCGGUGCUGGAGGGCGUGCAGGAGGCGCGGAUCGGCUGCGGGAUGCGGCAGCUGCCCGUGAGCGUGCUCAGUGGCGCCCAGCUGCUGGGCGUGGUGCACAACGCCGUGCUCUACCUGCUGGAGCAGCUGCAGGGCGCCGCCAAGUGCGGCGGUCACCGCUUCCGCUUCCACCCGCAGGAGAAGCCCGAGGAGGAACUACCCAUCAACCCCAGCGGCUGCGCUCGGGCCGAGGCCUACCAGCGGAAGUCCACCUUCGAUAUGUUUGACUUCCUGGCGUCUCAGCACCGAAAGCUCCCAGAGUACACGGCCUACGAUGAAGAGGAGGACGACCUUCCACUCAAAUCCACCAGGCGCGCCACCAACAGCGAGCUUCCUGUGGCCAUGAGGUUUAGGCACUUGAAGAGAACCUCCAAGGAAGCUGUGGGGGUCUACAGGUCUCCCAUCCACGGGCGUGGUCUGUUCUGCAAAAGGAACAUCGAGGCGGGUGAGAUGGUGAUCGAGUAUGCCGGGAAUGUCAUCCGAUCCGUUCUCACAGACAAGCGGGAAAAGCACUACGACAGGAAGGGCAUUGGCUGUUACAUGUUUCGAAUCGACGACUUUGAUGUUGUUGAUGCCACGAUGCAUGGCAACGCGGCGCGCUUCAUCAACCACUCCUGCGACCCCAACUGCUACUCGCGCGUCAUCAGCGUAGACGGUCUGAAGCAUAUCGUCAUCUUCGCGCUGCGGAAGGUCCUCCGCGGCGAGGAGCUCACGUACGACUACAAGUUCCCCAAGGAGGACGCCAACAGCAAGCUGCACUGCAACUGCGGUGCUAGGCGCUGCCGCCGCUUCCUGAACUGAAGAGGGCGCUAGCGAGCAAUGAGGCCAGGAGGCGCCAACAAAGACAGAAGAAAAAGAAGUCGUCAAAACGCAAGGGUGGAGGAUAAUGAAAGACAUGAAUUGAGUUGCGUCAAGGCGGACAUUAUGCUUCUCGAUUAGGGUGGUAAAUCCUCUGGAUUCAGGUGUAGCUUUGCCCUAUAGUGUAAAAAAAAGAAAAAAGGAGAAAAAAAAGCAAAGACAUGUUAAGAAGUCCAGCAUAAGCUUAAGCUGUGUGAGUGCUACUUCAGAGACUGGGAUGGCAUGGGAAGGGGAGUUGUGGUGUGGGCUUGGAGCUUGAUGCAGGGCUAUCCACAUUUGCCUGUUACGCAGCCACACUUGCACCAACGAGAUGCUUUAAAUAGUGAGGGAAAACAAACAAAGCAGGGAACAAUGAGAUGCAUCAGGGACCUAAAAGUCCCGUCUCUCCCAGUGGUCAUGAUCUCCUUAGGGGGAGGUCGAAUCAUCAUGAAGGGGAUGAGUUUUUGUUAUUUGUGCUGAAGAAGACCCCAUGGCAAAAUGACCCAUUCAUGUGAAAAUAACAUCUGGAUUUUGCCACACUUUUUCCUCAAUUCUUCAUACUCGCAGCCGAACCAUUCUUGUCACUGUACUCUUCCCAUCUAAAAACUCUUGACAGCUUAAUUCCUUAAUCUUCCCUUUUGCCCAUUAGGAGAGUUCCUUCUACUCUCGGUCCUCUCCUAGGACUCGUUGCCUCCUGUAAUGACCAGGUUAUAUAUAUGCUUGACUUCUGAGCCUAAGAGGACGGCGUUGUGAUACCAUGUCCUCUGCUGGAGCGCCACCCUCUGGACAGUGUGGGUAAAAUAAUAAUAAUUAAAAAAAAAGAACCCUCUGCAGUUCCUCAUCGGGUUCAUCGGGUUGAACCCACAACAUCUUUGGACAGGCCAGAUUAACAGUCUCAAACAGAGACUCGUUUGAAAUGCAGCUUUAUCACACACGAAACAAACGGACUCUCGCACACUCUGAUGUUUGUUUGAGCAGCUAUAUUUUUUACUGCAGAACUGUUGAAAUGCAGGGAAGAUGUGAUGUUUCCCUUUUCUACUGAACACUUUGCUGUUGUUUGCGGGUGACUUCAAUUUAUGUAGGUGCUACUCAAAGACAACCAACUCUUUUCUCUGUGAAGUAGAACCAGUUCAUAAGUAGAGCCUGCUUUCAUCCUGCAUAGAGAAGAACCGCUUUUCCGGAUAUAUAUAUAUAUUUUUCCUUUUCUUUAUGGCUGCUGUGACGAGCGUAGAGGUUCUUAGGCACGAAGAGUGGAACAAAACCAUUACAAAUUCAGCUCUCCUAAAAUAAUUUUAUGAUUUUUUUUGUUUUUGUUUUUUGUCCUAGUGAUUGUUCAUAACAGACAUACAGUAGGACAUCUUGAAGUGUUAUUAUACAGUAUCCUCGGAACAGCCAUUUUUCUGUACGGUGUUUUUUUAAGUACCAGCACAGCAGUGGAGCCCUAUUCCAUCUUUGGCCUCCAUCUUGUUGAGAUGUUCUUGAAUCCCGAAGUAAGUGGCAUGAAGGACUACCAGCAGAAGCAAAUCACAUCACAGAACAGACACAAAACCCCAAAGUAGGCUCUCUGACCCUCAAUGUCAGCAGAUCUCCUUAGUCUACAAGAAGAGGGCCAUUGUGGGGAAUAUUGUUGCUUGCUUGAAUGGGUGACCUCUUCUGACAGUCCAGAACUUCGUGUUUGGCUUUACCAGUAGUCAGGUCUGAAAUGUACAGGUGCACACAUUUAAAUUUUGAGUGAUAACUUACCUGCUGUUCUAGCACAAAUUUGAAAAUGUUGUCUGUAUAUAGUUGUCUACAGAAAUUUCCUAACUUGUUCAAAUUUUUUACGCACUUUUUUUAAUUUAUGAUGCUAUGAUCUGAAAUAAAGGUGUUAAUGAUGUUUGAAGAAAA
Sardina pilchardus (European sardine) is the source of this 11125-nucleotide messenger RNA. RefSeq names its product lysine (K)-specific methyltransferase 2Ba (gene kmt2ba). The transcript is spliced from 37 exons. The coding region runs from base 29 to 9202 and encodes 3057 amino acids. Gene Ontology annotation, molecular function: protein binding; histone H3K4 methyltransferase activity; DNA binding. Gene Ontology annotation, cellular component: histone methyltransferase complex; nucleus. Lineage: Eukaryota; Metazoa; Chordata; Actinopteri; Clupeiformes; Clupeidae. Gene Ontology annotation, biological process: positive regulation of DNA-templated transcription. The record is from RefSeq and is a predicted model, not a curated record.